Messenger RNA from Prorocentrum cordatum, 895 nucleotides. The record is from the annotation of a GenBank genome assembly. Lineage: Eukaryota; Dinophyceae; Prorocentrales; Prorocentraceae.
UGGCUGCCAGGCGCAUCCCUAACCACGCGCCCGAGGAGGCAGUCAGGUGCGAGGAGACCAGGGACUUCGCCGAGGCCAGCACGGCUGCAGGGGGCUCCCCAGGCGCGGCAGCGGCCGCUGGGCUGGCGGUGGUGGCAGCUGCUGCGGCUUCCAGCGCUGGAGGGCCUCCCCGCAGCUCGGGCGGCCCGCCCUCGUGCAAGCGCCCCGCUGCCUCCUCGCAGGUGGCGCUCGACGAGAUGGGCGUGGUGCACGGCUCGGGAGCGCCAGUCGCAGCUGCUGGGGGCACGAGGCGAGUGGCGUGCAGUAUCCAGGCGGCCCCCGCUGGUGGGCACCACCUGAUGCAGGGUCGGGUGCUGCACGACGACUCCGAGGAGUUCCUGGUGUGCACGACCUGCUACAUGUACGCGCGGACCUCGAAGAUGGUCUGGAAGGGGCUCCGCGGAGAGUGUGAGGGGGCCGCGGCGAGGGCUCGGAAGGGCUCCCGGGCCCAGGCUCGCAACGACUUCGAGCAGGGCGCGCUGCCUGGCCCUGGCGCCAAGCAGGUCUUCGGCGCGCUGACGGCUCCCACGGCCGUGGUGAAGGCGCGUUGGAGCGAGAAACUCGGUGUCGCGGCGGAGGCUGGAGGAGGGGCGAGUGCGGCGGCCCCCACAGCAGCCGCCAGCCUGGCGGGGGCCGCACAGCCCGCCAGGAGCAGGAGGACCGCCGCCUCGGUCGUGACCGCGGGUGCCAGCGCGCCUGCGGGUGCCCGCAUCCCGCCGCCCGUCGCCGCGGUCGUGGGGGUGCGGGCCAGGGGCCGGGCGGGGCAUGAGGCGAGCGCGGCCGCAGCGGGCGCGCGUGCAGCGGCGGCCCUUUAGGGCGGCCAGCGCGAGACACGCAGAAUUGCGUGAGUUCUCCC